CACACGACACAACACAAACAAUACCUAAACCGCAUUACCGCAUUCCUGAGAGAAGAAUCCAAUAUUUUAUUGUGAAAUUUAAUACUUUCCAUGAGAAUAGUCGUGUUACAGAGUGUUAGUCUAAUUUUCCAUCAUGUGCAGUUUUGAAAAUAGUGAUUUUCGUUGUUAUAAGUGCAUAUCCAUGAACUUUACUCUUCGCAAACCCUUGCUCAGAAAUGAUUGUGAUCAGCCUUGUUAAAGUUUAACUCAAAAGUUUAAUACAAAAUGAAAAUAUUCAACGAUGAGUUUCUUAGAUUUAACUCAAAAAGAGUUCUUGCCUCUGUGUGAUGUGCUCUUCAACAUUAUAUCUUUGGCAGCUUACUUCUGUGAUAUUGUUUUCGAUGUCGUCAUGGGAUAUGCCCUCUGCGUCAGAGGAGAAAUUAAAUGGUUCAUAGCCACAAUGUCCUUCGUCUUUCUGUCACUAAUUGUGGAGCAAGCUGUUUCCUUAAGAUGGUACUUACAUACAGUGGAGGCUCAAGACAAAAGCCUCGAAAAGUAUAGUACGGAUGGGAAGAUGAGAAGAUCAUUCCUCUUCAAACGAUUUCAAUUGUGGUCCAUUAUCAUCCUGCACACCAUUCAAUGUGGUAUAUUAUGGCGCUAUUUCAAGUUAUUUAUCCCUGUUGAUUUGCGAUUUGUCAAGUAUGAAGUUCGAGAUCUAUGCAUGCUGCGAUUGCUGCAUGCUUUCUGCGAAUCUGCACCAAUGCUCCUAAUACAGUUUUACCUGCUGUGGCAGGAUUCAUCCUCUAAAGAAUUCAACGAUUUGAAUACAGUCUCUGUUUCUCUAUCACUCUUCAGUGUCUGUUGGGCAUUAGCCUCCUUCAGUAAGAAUGUCCGAAUGCAAAAUGUUCAUCGGCUGGUUUUGACCUGGUUAGGCGUAAUAUUUCAGUUUUUUUGGCGUUUUGGAACUGUGUGCGCUAGAAUAAUAUCACUCACCUCGUACGCCUCAGUAUAUGGACAGGGCGUCUUCUUAGUCAUUUUUCUCCAUUGGGUCUGCAUGUUUUUGUGGUUGAUUUCUCCGAAGAAUGUUUUUCAUGGAGAAAAUAUAUCCCGUGGAAGAAAAGCUGCUCUCUUUGCCAUCAUAGCAUAUGUCUUUACUUUUGCAUACAUAAAUUUGCUGGAGGUCAAUCAUCGUGAAAAAAUGCUCAUGUUCUACAUAGUUAUGGGGCUUGAAAACGCUCUACUAAUGUUUGUCUGGUGGGUUGCGGUCUCUGUCAACCCUCCUUGGUAUCGUUAUAAGCUUCCUCUGUUAGUUAUGUUCCUAUUUUUCUCUGGACUCGUCUUCAUGGCUCUGUACUACCGAUUUUUCCAUGUCAGACGUCUAAAGUACGAAUCUGGUGGCAGGAUGAAUACAAACAGUAGCAACAACUCCACAGCCAGGCUACAACCUGGAUCCUCUCGUUGCAAUGACUUAUUGCUUGGAAGUAAAGAUUUAAUCAGGCGUCAUAGUUUUAGUGGAAUCUACAAUGGAUCAAACGGAAUGAACACGGCACCAACAGAUACAGACACCUCUGCAUCUCAACAACAUUCUCAUGUUAAUAAAUAUCGGUAUCAUGGUGCCGCUCCAGCAAACUCUCACCAUCAUGGAGGCAUUCCUGGCGUUUUCAACUGCAGAUUUACAAACCCGUAUAUGGCAGCCAUGCAGAAGAGGAAGAAAAAGAAACCUACAUCUUUCAUACCACCACCAUCAGUGGGGCCAAAUGCAAACAAUCAUAAUGGCAAUACUGUAUCUAAUGGUGUUGCAAAUCAUCGCAAUGGCUAUGACAGUGUACCUUUCUGGUGCAGACCUUUACCAAAUACUCACAGCCAUCAGGGUGGAUCUAGUGAAAAUGAAGGGAGCAGCGUCGGCUCUCGAGUGAAUAUCCAGCAGAAACUACAAGAGAAGAAACAAAAGCAGCUAGCGGAGUUGCGAGUGAUAGAGGAGGAAAUCAAACAAGGGAAACUUCAUCAGCGGCCUCGGAGUAGGACAACGGCAAAUGCUCCAGAGCCUCCACCCCCGCCUCCUCCUCGAGGGAAGCAGCCGCCACAUCCAGCUGCUCACCGCACCAACACUUCAGAAAUUUUGCUGGCUCCUCACUACCUUAACAGCUCAAGAGAGGAUGUUGGUUUUCAGUAUUACGAUUGGAACAAUGCAGAUACUGCACCUAUUUACAGGUUUUGUGAGGAAGACCAGCUGCUAGUCUUGAUGAAAUACCAAGCACCAUCUGACUUGGACUCGCAAAUGUCCCUGCCAAGGUCCUACACACUUCCAAGACAAUUCAAGUAUUGUCGAAGACCUAGUCGUUCUAGAAAAUUAGUCCGAGCGGAGCACUUCGUAGCCUCCACUAAUUCCAGUGAUGGUGAUGUUGACUCAGUGGAUGAAAACGAAUCUGACGCCUCGCAUACAGUGUCUCAACUAAGGCCGUUGAGGCUGAAUCAUCCUCACUUCAGAUCUAAACCGGAAACGAGGUUGUAAAUUUGCUGCCAAGCUUUUAUUUAGCCAAGGUCACAAACUUGCCUAUUGUUCUUCAUUAUUUUAACAAAUUUGUAAAAACAUUUCUCUACCUCGCAAGUAGCCAUAAUGUGAUUUUUCAAGUUUCAUCCAAGAAGACCUUAUUUGAAUCAAAUUAUUAUACUUGGGAAAACUUUAUCGUUUAAGGAAUAUCCUCAUUUUUACUGUAAGGCCCAAAAAAAAGGCUGCAAGAUGCUCUUAGAAGGUAAAUUUCCGUUUCACUCAUCAUUUUUCAAAAUUGUUUUUCUAAAGUUUCUUGAAAAUAUUACAAACUCAUAGCGACUCUUCAGUAGGUCAGAAUUAUCAAAACAAAAUUUACCUGCCAUAUGUAAUGAUCAUAUAAGGUACCCAUUGUUUGGCACAAUAUGAGAAAAUGUUGGUUAUAAACAACUCAGGCAUUGGAAGGAUUUACAUUUUUAUAAAGCUGUUUUUUUUGCCCUCUUCUUUUUUUGAAGGAAAGUAUUGCGUCGAUUAAAUGUAUUGCACCUUUGCCAAUUUAGUUGUCACUUUGCUAUGCUUUUGACAUGUAAGAAGAUUAAUAACUGACAUAUUCCCCAAUUGUGACCCCAGUUUUUGCUACUACAGCAUAGACAAGUCAUUUCUCUGUAACACUCUAAUGAGAACAUUCUUCAAAUGCAACAAAGUACCCUUUUCUAAGUCAUUCAGUAUUAUUAUUUGGAAUUGGAACUUUCCUUCUUCAAGUAAGAUUUUAAUUCUAUUUUCUUGCGUUAUUAAUAAUGUGAGUUCAAAUUUUAAGGGUGUCUCUGCAAGAUUUAUAUAGAAUGAAAUUUUACAGCCUAAGAGGAAGAUUCUCUGUCAAAUUACCUCUGCUAGGUAUUAUGUGCCCCUGCCUAAUUUCAGAACCUAAAAUGUGGUUACAUGUGAUGAUUGUAUACUACUAUUAUCAAAUUUCUGCCGUAUUAAUUAUAAAUCCUGGUGACAUCCCUGAUAUGUACUCAAAACUUAAUUCCAUGGUAGAGGUGCAGGAAGAAAAAAUGUUGCAGAACGGAUUAGUCUCUGUGAUUGUCUUUUCCCAAGGAAGACAUAAAAAAAGUGGUAUUUACGACUGGCUUGGCAGAGAUCCGGUUCGGAUUUUACAAUAUCAUUCAAUUUAUGUAUAAUCAUCACUCAAAAAUUAAAGACUGUGAGGUCUUUGUUCGUUUGUAAAGUGUAUAGAUAGUUACAGCAAAUUACCUCUCUCUUUUACUCGAUGUAAAUAGUAUGUUCAUGACAAAAAGCAGGCAAUGUCUUCCUACUCUGUUGACCAAAAGACUGUACCGUAACUUUUAAGUUGAAUCUUAGAUUGAUUAAUCUAUAGCCAUCCUCAAUCAUUCCUGUUUGUGCUCAUUAUUUUUAAUGCAAUCAGUGGAUACGUUCUGUUGCAUGUGGUUAAUUUUACAUAAUUUCCUCCCAUCUUGUUUAUCAUAAGAGUGCAAAGAGGGUGAAUGUGAAAUUCAAGAGUUCAUUUUAUAAUUAAUGCAAGUGAGCUAACAAUAAACCUCCACCAUUGUUUUUAUUUCCUCUGAACAAUUAAGAAAAUAACGAAGUGUUAUCCUGUGUGUGCCUUUCAAUCAGAUUUAACUGUAAUGUAAAGUAGAAAACUAUGUAUUUUUGGAAAUUUGUGUUUUAGGAUUUUUUUUAAACAUAUUUUUUAUUGAGAAGUAGGACUGCUAUUCUUUCAAUUACUUUCGGUAGUUAAACAUUCAACUUGAUCUGAAACAAAAAUUCCAAUUGCAAUUUUGUUUUUCGAUUAUUUUAUGUGUCCAUCCUCAAAUCUUUAUUCAAUUCUUUGAUGUAGAAUCCAAAUGUACUUUUGCCAAAGUUGAGCAUGUAAUCAGCCAGUCUAUGGUAUGUAAACUGUAAUUAAUGAGUCUUAGAAUUUUAUGUUUUUUUUUUUGUCAUGCAGCUUGUGCAUAGCCUGAAAGAGCGCUGCGCAACACUAGCCUAAAUUUCUAAAACACUACUCAACAAUAGUUUUACUGUCUCUUUUGAUUAUUAUCAUCAUUUAUUUAUUUAUUUUUUUUUUCACUUUUUUUCUCAAUCCAUUUAUGUAUUUCAUUUUAUUGCUUUUCACUCAAACCCGUGUUGAUCUAGUCAAACUUCACAACUUCGUCAUGUCUUAUCACUAAAUCAAUUCUCGCUUACUAAUUAUUCCUCUAUCUUAUUAGUGAAAAGGAGAAUAAAUGAAAUGUUGCGUGGAUAACUGGGAAAAAAUUAAUCUUCAAAUCUCAAUAACGUAGGUGAAAGGUCUUUUUUUAUUUAUUUCCCUAUUGAAUAACAAAGUUACAAAUUGGUAAAUAGGUAGUUCUUAGGUAAUUUACUGUACCUACAUUUUUAAAUGCUUCGAAAGAUUUUAGAUUUCAUUUUACUUGCUUUGAGUGAAGUCUACUGGAGCAUUAUUAACUUUUAUUUAAUUAACUUUCCCCCUCACAAUCAACAUCUAUGGUAAAACAUUCAGACAUGAAGCAUUCAAUCUAGAUGCUCUUUUUUGUAUUUUUAUGGCUGCUAAUAACUGCCCUUUGUAUUCAUAGGUAAUGUUAAAAUUUGUACAGAAUGAACUUAAAGUUUUAAGGGUGGACUGGACUUUGUACUUGUGUAUUUUAAUUGUAUGCUUGCUUGUGUGUGCCAAUGGUGCAUGCAUGGAUGGAUGGAAAAUACAAUAUGUGUGGAAGGAACUUGCUAAAAAUUUGCCGACUGUAUUUUGUCAAACCCCUGUAUUAACUCGCAAUUUUAUUCCUGAAAAAAAAAAUUGUAACUCUCAA
Bemisia tabaci is the source of this 5289-nucleotide messenger RNA. RefSeq lists its product as uncharacterized. Lineage: Eukaryota; Metazoa; Arthropoda; Insecta; Hemiptera; Aleyrodidae. Gene Ontology annotation, cellular component: membrane. The record is from RefSeq and is a predicted model, not a curated record.